Cladophialophora psammophila CBS 110553 is the source of this 891-nucleotide messenger RNA. RefSeq lists its product as uncharacterized. Bases 1 to 891 code for a protein of 296 amino acids. Lineage: Eukaryota; Fungi; Ascomycota; Eurotiomycetes; Chaetothyriales; Herpotrichiellaceae. The transcript has a single exon. The record is from RefSeq and is a predicted model, not a curated record.
AUGGCCACUGAGGAACUAGUCAUCAACCCGCUCGGAGUGGCAGAUAGUUUUUUGCUAUCUGGGUGCUCAUACAUUAACUUCAAUAUGGCAGAACCUGUCCUGCUCGACUAUAGAGACGACAUCCUCGCAUACUCACAGGUCCUUGAGAUAAAGAAAUGGCUUGUUGCCGUUGACGUGGCCCAUCCCACCUGCAGAUAUGGAACAAGGAUCCCGCUCUGCACCUUGUGGCCUUUCGCUGACCCACUUGUUGUCAUGUUUAGCCCGCUGUACCUCUGCUACGGCAUCUGGUGGCGCCCGCGGGGAUGGUAUUUUCAUUCUUAUAAUUUACGCCUUAAAGAGGAGAGAGCGUUUGAGAUUUCUCUUCGCUUUUAUUCCUCGUUUGGCGAGAGCGAUAUCGGUCGCUCCGUCUGUUUCGAGAUCUUCAAUGGGAUUUUCUAUGUUGUCAUCGGUCGCAAUUCUGGCGGCGGAGAGAGCGAGCUUGAGUUCUCCUCGGCGUAUCGGUGUCUGAAAUCCCACCUCGAGACUGUACGCAACGGUGACAUGGAUGUGUCAUGGGUUUACCGUCGGAGCCUGGGGCCCGUGUGUGGAUACUCCUCGACUGGCACAUCUUCCGCAUGUCGCGCCCUUUCUCUAGAGCCUGACACAUCCUCGCACAGCGGCUGCGGCCUCGGCCUGAAUAUUGUGGAGAUCUGGGAAGAGCAAUAUCCUGAACGGACUGUAAAGGCCAUCUCAGUGCAGACCCUCGGCUCUGCAACUGCUCCAGCCGCGAGACUCGGCGACACAGGCAGAGUCCACCUCGCAAUUAGGCAAGGUCACGGAUCUGUUCGCGCCCCGCCUGGGAAGUAUAUCGCUAGAAUGGAGAUCUCCUUCCGGGGAUUUGCAGAAAAGUGA